AUGGCCGCCAACACGCACGUGCUCCGUCCUGCCGUUAAUGCAGGAUAUAAUGAACAUCGAUGUAUUGCCAGAGACGUGCUCGGACUUUACGGCUCAAUUGUCACGCUAGGCACCUAUGUUUCCACUCAUGAGGCACCACCAUUGAUAGAUGUCACCUACAAGGCAUUGAAGCAUUGCAUCGCGCAGCAUGCAGCGCUCACUCGCACGGAUGACCAGAAUACACCUGGAUCGCACGUUCAUUUCCUGGCGGACGCUUUCUCAGACGACCAUGUCAAAGCCGCGAUCAGUCUGCUAGAGAUCGCACACAAUAGACCAUUGUUCGAAUAUGAGCAACGUCCCCAAUGGCAACUCUGGAUAGCUCCUUCUGUAUCAGGUUCUUCCGACCAGGCAGCCAAGCAUUACCAAGUAGCGUUUGCAAGCUCACAUGCCUUAGCUGGUGGCAUGUCUGGCGUAGCAUUCCAUAAGACCUUCCUCCAGGCGCUACACAAUUUGAAGGAGUUGCAGUAUGACGAAGGUAUUAUCUUCGAGCCUCCCGGUUCAGUAAUGUUACCACCGCCACAGGAAGUUGCUGGUACCCUCACGAUCUCUUGGACCUUUCUGCUCGGACCUUUGGUACGGGAGUACUGCCCAUCAUGGCUAGCCCAAACUUUGGGCGUCAGUCAAGACCUUACCGAUGCUGGUGGUGCUGCUCAUGCCUGGGCUGGUGCUUCCAGUCGACCAAAAGUGCAGGCUGAGGGUAGUAGACUGAUCAAAACAAACGUGCACGUUGUCUCUGCGCCACAGGAUGUACUUCGGAGAGUGUUGGACACAUGUCGCCAACAUGGUGCAAGAUUGACGGGACUGCUCAAUCAUCUAUUCGCACGAGCACUGGCCUCAGCUCUGCAAGCAAAGGGCCAGCACUUCACGAGGUUCAUCGCCGAAACCGCUCUCGAUCUUCGAAGGUGUCUACCAGCAGGUAAGAACCAGAUGGCCAACUACGUCUCAGCUGUCGACGAAGUCAUCAACGUAGGGUACGAUCAGCAUCCUGCCGCUGAGGGCCUCUCUGCCAAGGAUUGGAAAGACAUCUCGGAGACCAGCAAGAAGCUCGCUCAAGCAUCAAGUACUCUUGCUGAUCAGUCUGUGGCGCUCUUGAAGUACCUCAGUAACUUCCGGGAAUGGACCAGCAGAAAUGCUGAAGAGCCUGCAAAGGCAGCUUUCGGCAUGAGCAAUCUGGGCACAUUUAGUGCGCCUGCUGGCAGCGAUCCAACCUGGAAGGUCAGCAACAUGAUCUUUUCCCAGUCGGCGAAUGGCGUCGGGACACCCUUUGACGUCAACGUUGCGAGUGCUGAGAAUGGCGACCUUAUGAUUGUCAUCUCGUGGUGCCCUGGUAUGCUUGGCGUAGACGACGAACGAGCUUUUGUUGAGACCUUCUGCAACGAUGUGGUACGACACCUUGAAUUGUUGUGA
Molecule: messenger RNA, 1446 nt
Organism: Fulvia fulva
Lineage: Eukaryota; Fungi; Ascomycota; Dothideomycetes; Mycosphaerellales; Mycosphaerellaceae
Product: putative alcohol acetyltransferase FCK4
Exons: 3
Coding region: 1-1446 (481 amino acids)
Molecular function (GO): N-acetyltransferase activity
Source: RefSeq, a predicted model, not a curated record